AUGUUUGACAAUACUUUUAAAAUUUGUAGAAUUUUAUUAAUUUUGUGGUUAUGGAUCCUGAAGGCACCUAGCUUGGGAAUCCAAGCGCAAACCAGUCAAAAUAUCAAUGUGUUUCUGAUAAAUGAAGUGGAUAAUGAGCCAGCGGCCAAGGCAGUCGAAAUUGUUCUAACCUAUUUGAAAAAGAAUCCCAGCUAUGGUUUAUCGGUACAGCUCGAAUCAGUCGAGGCGAAUAAAACGGAUGCUAAGGUACUGCUGGAAACAAUUUGCAACAAGUAUGCAAGUAGCAUCGAGAAGAAACAGCAACCCCAUCUCAUACUCGACACUACCAAAUCGGGGGUAGCCUCUGAGACCGUAAAGUCCUUUGUUCAGGCACUGGGAUUGCCCACCAUCAGCGCCAGUUAUGGACAGGAAGGAGAUUUGCGUCAGUGGCGUGACAUCGAUGAGAGUAAGCAAAAGUAUUUGCUGCAGGUAAUGCCACCAGCUGACAUUAUUCCUGAGGUGGUUCGCAGCAUUGUGCGCAAAAUGAAUAUUACCAAUGCGGCCAUACUCUAUGACGAUACCUUCGUCAUGGACCAUAAGUACAAGUCUCUGCUACAGAAUAUCCAAACCCGUCAUGUGAUCACUGCCAUUGCCAAGGAUGGCAAGCGGGAGCGCGAGGAGCAGAUUGAAAAGUUACGAAAUUUGGAUAUAAACAAUUUCUUUGUGUUGGGGAACCUCCAGUCCAUACGCAUGGUGCUGGAGUCAGUAAAACCGGCAUAUUUUGAGCGCAACUUCGCCUGGCAUGCGAUUACACAGAAUGAGGGCGAGGUGAGCAGUCAGCGAGAUAAUGCGACCAUUAUGUUUCUGAAGCCCAUGGCCUACACACAAAAUCGUGAUCGCUUGGGCCUGUUGCGUACCACCUUUAAUUUGAACGAGGAACCACAAUUGGCAUCGGCAUUCUAUUUCGAUCUGGCACUGAGAAGUUUUCUAACCAUCAAAGAAAUGCUGCAAUCGGGCGCUUGGCCAAAGGAUAUGGAGUAUCUAAACUGCGAUGAAUUUCAGGGUGGCAAUACACCGGAUCGUAGUAUUGAUCUAAAACAGUAUUUUACACAGGUUAGCGAACCAACAUCCUAUGGAACCUUUGAGCUGGUCACGCAACCGGGCAAGCCAUUUAAUGGGUUCAGCUAUAUGAAGUUCGAAAUGGACAUAAACGUGCUGCAAAUAAGGGGCGGUAGCUCAGUCAACAGCAAAUCGAUAGGGACGUGGACGGCUGGACUGGACUCCCCGCUGGUCGUAAAAGAUGAGGAACAAAUGCGAAAUCUGACCGCAGACACGGUCUAUCGCAUAUUCACAGUUGUACAAGCUCCAUUUGUAAUGCGUGAUGAGACGGCUCCUAAGGGAUACAAGGGUUAUUGCAUCGAUUUGAUCGACGAAAUUGCCGAUAUAGUACACUUCGACUAUACCAUACAGGAGGUGGAGGAUGGCAAGUUCGGCAAUAUGGAUGAGAAAGGAGAGUGGAAUGGCAUCGUAAAGAAGUUAAUUGAUAAACAGGCGGACAUUGGACUCGGUUCCAUGUCUGUUAUGGCAGAGCGAGAGAUUGUGAUCGAUUUCACAGUACCUUACUACGAUCUUGUGGGAAUUACAAUAAUGAUGCAGCGACCCAGCACACCAAGCUCACUCUUCAAGUUCCUAACCGUGCUGGAGACAAACGUCUGGCUGUGCAUAUUGGCCGCAUACUUCUUCACCAGUUUUCUGAUGUGGGUGUUUGAUCGCUGGAGCCCGUACAGCUAUCAAAAUAAUCGCGAAAAGUACAAGGAUGAUGAGGAGAAACGUGAGUUCAAUUUGAAAGAGUGUCUUUGGUUCUGCAUGACUUCACUGACACCGCAAGGAGGCGGCGAAGCGCCGAAAAACCUAUCGGGCCGUUUAGUCGCUGCCACCUGGUGGCUAUUCGGCUUCAUCAUCAUUGCCUCCUACACGGCCAACUUGGCUGCCUUUUUAACCGUAUCGCGUUUGGACACACCAGUAGAAUCGUUGGAUGAUUUGGCCAAGCAAUACAAAAUCCUGUACGCCCCCUUAAACGGCUCUUCGGCAAUGACAUACUUCGAGCGCAUGGCAAAUAUUGAGCAGAUGUUCUAUGAGAUAUGGAAAGAUCUGUCCUUAAAUGAUUCGCUGACGCCUUUGGAACGGUCCAAGUUGGCAGUCUGGGAUUAUCCGGUUAGCGAUAAGUACACCAAAAUGUGGCAGGCUAUGCAGGAGGCUCAAUUGCCGGGAACGCUGGCGGAAGCAGUGGCUCGAGUUCGCAAUUCAACUACAGCUACUGGGUUCGCGUUUCUUGGCGAUGCCACUGAUAUUCGUUACUUGGUAAUGACCAACUGUGAUUUACAAGUGGUGGGCGAGGAGUUUUCAAGAAAGCCAUACGCUAUUGCCGUGCAGCAGGGCUCUCAUCUCAAGGAUCAGUUUAAUAAUGCCAUUUUAACAUUGCUCAAUAAACGCCAACUGGAAAAGCUUAAGGAGAAAUGGUGGAAGAAUGACGAAGCUCAGGCCAAAUGCGACAAGCCCGAAGAUCAAUCGGAUGGCAUAUCCAUACAGAAUAUUGGUGGCGUGUUCAUCGUCAUAUUUGUGGGUAUAGGCAUGGCCUGUAUUACGCUGGUCUUUGAGUACUGGUGGUAUCGGUACCGCAAGAAUCCCCGCAUUAUAGAUGUGGCUGAGGCCAACACUGGCAGCAAAGACGGCGGCAAAUUGGCCGAUGGCGUCAUAUUGGGACACAGCGGCGAGAAAUUUGAAAAGUCGCACGCUGCAUUGCGGCCACGCUUUAAUCAAUAUCCGGCUACCUUCAAGCCGCGUUUUUAG
Molecule: messenger RNA, 2829 nt
Organism: Scaptodrosophila lebanonensis
Lineage: Eukaryota; Metazoa; Arthropoda; Insecta; Diptera; Drosophilidae
Gene: Ir25a
Product: ionotropic receptor 25a
Exons: 9
Coding region: 1-2829 (942 amino acids)
Biological process (GO): synaptic transmission, glutamatergic; modulation of chemical synaptic transmission; monoatomic ion transport
Cellular component (GO): postsynaptic membrane; plasma membrane
Molecular function (GO): transmitter-gated monoatomic ion channel activity involved in regulation of postsynaptic membrane potential; glutamate-gated receptor activity
Source: RefSeq, a predicted model, not a curated record